GAUAUGUGAUACCUUUGUGGGUGGAAGUGCAGCAGGCUCUGGGCCCAGAAGAGAGUCCUUAGCAACGUGCCCCAAGUCCUUAGCAACGUGCCGCAAGGCCUUGGUAACGCAGCACUUGAGAAGCUGAGAGGGUUUCAGAUAAGAAUUGGCCUCCCAAGAUAUCGACAUGCUAAGUUCUUCUAUUUAUCCACUUGCUAACCCCAAGGGUGUCAAACUGGAGUGUGAGUUGUGCCAAAAAACCGCUCAUGUGAUGUGCCCCCAGUGCAGGGUGACUUUCUACUGUGAUGUAACACACCAAGCCGCAGACUGGAAUGGAAUCCAUGAGAAGAUUUGCCAGCUCCUGAUUCCAGUACGGACACCACUGCCAUUCCUCAGCUCUACCAAAGAGCGAGAACACAGUAAGGAGCAGCUGGUGCAGAGACAGAAACAUCUCAUUGAUCUGACACGGACUGUGGCUCAAAAGCUUCUGUUCGAGGGUAAACAUGAAGAGGCUAUCCCUGGAGCCUUGCAGUCUUUGCGCUUUGCGAUAGCUGUUUAUGGCAGCCUCUCUGCUGAGUUAGUGCCAUCUCAAUUACUCCUGGCUGAAGCUAGUAUUGGCCUUGGCCGACUGGAUGAAGCAGAAGAAUACCUCUCUCAAGCUCAGUGGACAAUGAUGAAGACUACAGAGUGUAUUAAUGCCAUUCAAUACAAGUUGUACCGAAAUCUGGGUCUUCUGUACACUGCUAAAUGUGAAUUUGACAAAGCACUGUGGUACUUUGCUGAUGAUAUUUACCACGCCACCCGGGUAUUUAGUGUGUCCGAUAUUCACACAGCUGGUGGGUAUUACCAUAUGGCCAAUGUGUUUUACAAGCAGGAAAAGAUGGACAUAGCAGACUCGCUGUACUCAGAGGUGACUGAUAUCUGGAAAAAUUUCCUGGGUGAACUGGUUGAGAUGGAAAUACAAAAAUCUCUGUGGAAAGCUGGCAUCAGUUCACCAGAACCUGGCACCAGCCUCGUUGAUUUGGAAGAUGUUUUUGAUGAAUCCCAGGAAGCAGAAGCAGUCAAGGUCCUGCAUGCGAUUUUUGACAUGAGAAACCAGGAGCUCCUCGUGAAAAAUGGCAAAAUUGGAAAUAUUGCUCACACCUUGGCAAUGCUUUAUUACCUGUUCCUGGACUUUAACAAGGCAGUUGAAUAUGGUGACCUGGCUUUGGAGGAUAAUGAGUUGUUUGCACACAACAAAAAAGAGAUUGCAACAAUCCAACGUCUUCUUGAAAUGGCUAAAAAGGCACUUUCGUAUCCUGGCGGGAAGGGACCAUCCGCCUAUAAUUGGGCUAAUUCUUGCUAAAAGUUGCUGUACCAUUGUGUCAGGUUGUUCAGUUUGAAUACCAAAAUGGAGAAGUGGUUACAUUUCAAGUACUCACAUGGAAGUGGCCUGAGGCUCUGCAAUGUUUUGGCAAUACAUGUAUAAAAACAGAAAACUGUCUGUGCGUUUCUUUAACAAAGAUAGCAAGCGAGGGAACGCGAGCUUCAUCCGUGGCCAUUAAAAGCCAGUAUCAUAUAACAAAUAAUGGG
Pristis pectinata (smalltooth sawfish) is the source of this 1551-nucleotide messenger RNA. RefSeq names its product zinc finger, MYND-type containing 12 (gene zmynd12). The coding region runs from base 167 to 1324 and encodes 385 amino acids. Lineage: Eukaryota; Metazoa; Chordata; Chondrichthyes; Rhinopristiformes; Pristidae. The transcript has 8 exons. Gene Ontology annotation, molecular function: protein binding. The record is from RefSeq and is a predicted model, not a curated record.